CAACGGGGACUGGACCCACCAGGUGCUGGGGAUGCUGGAAAUUCCCCCCGGUGCCGGGUGGAGCACGUCAGCCUGGAGCACCCCCUCAGCCAGGACUGGGCCCACGACCCCCGAAUCCUUUCUCCAGCCCCGGGGCGCCGCGGGGGCCCCAACGCCCUCAGCAAUCCCAAAGCGCCCACGCCGCCCUGCGCGCCCAAGUCCAGCGCAGCGCGGCUGAUGACUCAUCAGUCGCGCGGGAAGACGCCUCGAAAAGGGCCCCCGACUGCGCCCUCAAGCAAGCCCAGCGCGCCCGCAACCCCAACAAACGGCGCCGCCCGGCGUAUUGGGGCGUCGCAGCUGUCGGCGCUGGGCAAUGGAGCGUGGGUGUUCCAGUGGAUGGGAAAGGCUGAGUGUCACUUCAUCAGCGGCACCGAGUGGGUGAGGUACGUGCAGAGGUACAUCUACAACCGGGAGCAGUACGCCCACUUCGACAGCGAUGUGGGGGUCUUUGUGGGGGACACCCCGUAUGGAGAAUUCUGGGCCAGGCAAUGGAACAACAACCCCGAAAUUCUGGAGUACGAACGGGGUGAAGUGGACAGGCUCUGCCGGCACAACUACAAACUUGGUGCUCCGUUCAGAGUGCAGAGGAGAGUGCCCCCCAGCGUGUCCAUCUCGCUGGUGCCGUCGAGCUCCCAGCCCGGCCCCGGCCGCCUGCUCUGCUCCGGGAUGGAUUUCUACCCUGCGCCGGUGCAGGUGAGGUGGUUCCAGGAUGGGCAGGAGCUGCCGGAGCACGUGGUGGCCACCGACGUGGUCCCCAACGGGGACUGGACCUACCAGGUGCUGGUGCUGCUGGAAAUCCCCCCCCGGCGCGGGGUCACCUACAGCUGCCAGGUGGAGCACGUCAGCCUGGAGCACCCCCUCAGCCGGCACUGGGAGAUGCCACCGGACACCGUCCGCAGCAAGAUCCUGGUGGGGGUCGGGGGCUUCGUCUUGGGCUUGGUCUUCCUGGCGCUGGGGCUCGGCUUCUACCUGCGGGAGAAGGUAAAGGGGGGUCCCCAAAUGGGGGUCGUGUCCCCACCUUUCCCAGAGCUUAGCUCCUGA
Molecule: messenger RNA, 1080 nt
Organism: Manacus vitellinus (golden-collared manakin)
Lineage: Eukaryota; Metazoa; Chordata; Aves; Passeriformes; Pipridae
Product: class II histocompatibility antigen, B-L beta chain-like
Exons: 6
Biological process (GO): immunoglobulin production involved in immunoglobulin-mediated immune response; positive regulation of T cell activation; immune response
Cellular component (GO): MHC class II protein complex; membrane
Molecular function (GO): MHC class II protein complex binding
Source: RefSeq, a predicted model, not a curated record